AUGUUAAUACCAACAUGUUUAAUAAAAUUCCUAGAAUUGUCUCUCACUAUAGCCUGUCUAACAUUACAUCACUACAGUUAUGACCUUACGGACAUACCUACACUAAUGCUCUGCUCUGGAACCUACGUCGGCUACGUUGUAGUGCUCUCAGGGGAAAUUGUAGGAGAAAUCCUCUUAGCACCUUUGGACUUAGUACAAGAUAUGUACUUCUGUAUGGUUGGCGUGGGUCUCUUUGGCGUGAGUGGAGGGCUCGUAUUGUCGGCCAGGACAAAGGGAUCCCCUUACCCGAGAACAGGAGAUCACAACGCGGCUCUCAUAGCUGGUGAAGCCGUAUCAGCAACUGCAGAUGCGUAUAUCGACGCCUGGUGGUCGGCAAUCGGCGGCGUACUAUUUGGAGCAUGUGGCGCCCUCACACUGCAUGGUUGGCGCGAUGUACCCUUCUGUCAGAGAAAGAACUAUGCUCAAACUUACGCUGUGUGUUCGUUGGCCGUCGCUGCUUUGAUGACCAUAGAUGCCUUAAUUGCGCUCUGCUCUGCCCAAAAAGAUGAUGUAAGCACUCGUUCUAAGUCUACUCGACGUGCCGCGUGA
Pieris macdunnoughi is the source of this 588-nucleotide messenger RNA. Lineage: Eukaryota; Metazoa; Arthropoda; Insecta; Lepidoptera; Pieridae. The record is from the annotation of a GenBank genome assembly.